Molecule: messenger RNA, 180 nt
Organism: Lentinula edodes (shiitake mushroom)
Lineage: Eukaryota; Fungi; Basidiomycota; Agaricomycetes; Agaricales; Omphalotaceae
Exons: 2
Coding region: 1-180 (59 amino acids)
Source: RefSeq, a predicted model, not a curated record
AUGUCCAUGGCAUAUCUCCUACCUUCAGCGUCCCACUCUUCAUCAUCGCCAUUGACAAACCCAGAGUCUGAACCACCGAUCAUCCAAGACACGCCAGUCGUUUGGCGAUAUCUGAUGGGUGCUUCUUCAGGCUUGGAAAUCGUUGUCGUAGACGUUCCCCCGGGAACAGGAGAUAUUUAA